ACCAAAAAAGAAAAAAGUUGUUGUGGAGGAUUCAUCUCCUAAAGAAGAUCAAUACUUUGACGGGUACAGUACCUCGUAAGCUAUAUUACCGUCUAUCAUCGUGACGAACUAGAUGAAUGGCUAAGGGAAAAUGUUGAUAAAUCUGCUGCAGAGGGGUAUGUCUUGCUGGGCUGUGUAUUUCAGAUUUUGGUGUGUUUUGUUUGCUAAUAAUUGUUUCUUGUUUCGCAGGGAGAACCGAGCUGACCUGCGAUCGACAGAAGGUCGCUAUGUGUCGUCUGAAACAAUACCGGCUGUGAACUUGGGAAGUGAUGGUCCUUCCUCUCAAGGGCGCACAGAACAGAGUAGUGUAAACCAGCAGUCACAGAGCAUGUUGAGUCCGGCUGAUUCGAAUAUGAUGGUUGUGAGGGAACAGACACCGUCGGAUGCGCUUGCAGUAGUCCCGAUUCAGGUUUUUGUGCCGACAUCCCAAACAACCACUGAGACAGAUUUUAAACCAACCCCUAUGCUACAGAUUGAAGGGACUACAGAAACCCUUGGCUUGACUUAUUCAAGCCAGGAGGGAGCGUUAACGCAGGAGACAGAAAGGGCAAAAUCUCCUGAAUCUGCAAAUUUGAUAGAACAAUUGGAUGAUUUGGUCCAAAAAAUAGCAAGCAGUGCGGCGAAGGGAAAAAACAAAAGUCCACAAAUUCAGAGGGAGACUGGGGGAGAAAGUUCUGCAAAGUUUCAAACUCCUGGGGGAUUAUAUCAGAUUACGGAUGAUAUGAAAUAA
Molecule: messenger RNA, 769 nt
Organism: Arachis ipaensis
Lineage: Eukaryota; Viridiplantae; Streptophyta; Magnoliopsida; Fabales; Fabaceae
Source: RefSeq, a predicted model, not a curated record